This is a messenger RNA of Protopolystoma xenopodis, 360 nucleotides long. NCBI's taxonomy places the organism in Eukaryota, Metazoa, Platyhelminthes, Monogenea, Polystomatidea, Polystomatidae. The record is from the annotation of a GenBank genome assembly.
GGUGACAGGUGGGUCUCGGUUCGCGUGAGCACGAACCAAAAGAUAUCAACUGCGGGACGUGAUUUGGCCCGGCGGAAACGAGUUCUCUUGACGACGACGGCUCCGGAUCGCCGAAAAUAUAAGCUCGAGUCGCAUCAGCAAGACAGUUGCAACAACGUCGCCAACUCAAAAAGGCUCAUCUCCCAUUCAGACGUCAUUCCGAGAGCCAUCAUGGCCUGGUUAUUCGUAGAAUUGGCCAAUAAAUCAGUUGUUCUCAUUCAGGCACCAGUCGACUGCAUUUUCGAGCUCUCCUCGGUUUUUAUCAACCCUCCCAGCGGGACUCGAUCCGCGACAGUGCAGCGACUAGGCUCGACACGUUAA